UAUGAGCGGCAACAGGUGACCCCCAUGAUUAAACUUGACGUCAUACACACACAACAUAGGAAGAUGGCAUCGCAAUCACAGGUUUUAUUUGAGAGAGAUGGCGUUUACAUUCACGUGAAUGUGAAUUCUACAACAGCAGACAAAGAUGCUCACAUACCAGGAAGGGUUUACUUAGCUCAAAAGCCUGAAGGAAGUUUCAUAGAGUGGAAGGCAGAGGAUGUUCAGAGCCUGGACAGCAACCAGAACGACCAGGAAUGGGCUGUGAUCGGGACGACUUGUUCCGUAGGGUACAAACCAGACAAGGACAAUGUAGUUAGCGUGUCUUCAAAAGCAGAAACAAGAAAAAGAUACAAUGUCAGUUUCGACAUACUGGAUUUAAAAAGUUUUAAGAGGAAUGCACCAAACCAUGGAUGGGCCUACAUAAUUUUCAUCCUUAAAGACGGAACUACGUAUCCAGCCCUGCAUUUCCACAGUGGAGGCAGUAAGGCUCUUCUCCAACAGAUCGGCAAAUAUCUUCAUAUUAAAAGGUCGCCCAACGAUAGUCGCCUGUUUAUUGUACAAGAACAUGAUCCUGACAUGCUGUCUAAGUCAUUUGAUGAGUUACACUUGUUUUCGGAGUCCUCAGCAUACCGUGUCACAAUGGAUGAGGAUUUUAUUGAGUCUGAUUCACAGAAAUUUAUCAAUGAUCCUUACACAACGGCCCUGGGAGGGUUUGCCAAAGUCACCAACUUCCUACGAGACUCCAUCAUGACUCCAGAGAAUGUGACAAGUCGGCCGAAGGAAGAAGUGGCCGAGAUUUUGCAGGAAGACAUUCCUGGCAUGGAGAUCAGCCAACAAGUUGAAGCAGGGUUCGAGGUCGUAACCAAGACUAAACUGCCCAAUCGUCCAGAAGUAACCCGAGGGCAGCCUCUCAAUUCACAGCAGUGGUCCAAACACAUGGACAGGGAUGGACAGAUAAAGGAUGUUGAGCAUCUCAAGGAUGUCAUUUUCAGAGGGGGUGUGGAGCCCUGUAUCAGGAAUGAGGUGUGGAAGUUCCUACUUAAUUACUACGACUGGCAGUCCACAUACAAAACUAGAGCCGAUGAAAGGAAGCGCAAAGUGGAUGACUAUUUCCGGAUGAAGUUACAGUGGAAGACAAUCAAUGACGUCCAGGAGAACAGGUUCUCCCUGUUGAAGGAAAGGAAGUGUUUGAUAGAGAAGGACGUGACACGGACGGAUCGUACACACAAAUUCUUCGAGGGAGAGUGUAAUCCGAACCUUCAGGUCCUCAACGAUAUCCUCAUGACCUACUGCAUGUAUAACUUUGACCUUGGCUACGUACAAGGAAUGAGUGAUCUGUUGUCUCCUAUUCUUGUUGUCAUGGAGAAUGAAGUGGAUGCUUUCUGGUGCUUUGCUGGUCUCAUGGACAAAGUGUGGGAAAACUUUGAGAUGGACCAGAAAGGAAUGAAGUGCCAGCUAGCAGAUAUCCACAGACUGAUGCAGUUCUCUGACCCAGAACUGUGUAGUUACCUAGAGAGCCAUGAUUCCGGCAACUUCUACUUCUGUUUCCGGUGGUUACUCAUCUUUUUCAAGAGAGAAUUUUCCUUCAGUGAUGUCCAGCGUUUAUGGGAGGUGAUAUGGACGGAGCGACCCUGUAAGAGUUUCCAUCUAGUAAUAUGUCUAGCUAUAUUGGAUACGGAGAAAACCACACUCAUAGAAAACAAAUUUGGCUUCACAGAAAUCCUAAAGCACAUCAAUGAUAUGAGCUUAGCCAUACACCUAGAAGAAACCUUGAAGAAAGCAGAGAGCAUAUUCCUACAGCUGAAGAACAGUAAAAAGCUACCCGCAACGCUGAAAGAAAUUUUAGGCAUGGAAUUGUCUCCAAGCAGUUCAACAUCAAGCUCCUGCAAAACCACGCCGAUAGGGACGCCAAUCAACCGUGAAUCCACGCCAAAACUGGAGCUCCCCUUCCAAGGACGGGAGAACGGACUGAGCGCACCCAGUUCGGGGUCCGGUACUGCAGUGACGACACCAGACGACAGUAGUCUGGAGAUCCUUACAGAUAACGCAGACACAGCCAUGAACCUUGUCUACAACUAGUUGACCGUCAGUCAGCCAUGAAGUGUGACUUCUGAGACACCAAUAUGUUGUACCUGCAGACUUGCCGUAAGUCCAGAUUUGGUGCUGUUUAUCACAUACACCAUAAAUGUGUGCAAUGCUGCUUGAUUCAGCUGACACUGUGUUGGACUUGUCUGCGCGGUAUUUUGUCAUGGUCUGUCGAGUGCGUGAUGUGCCAAGACUGACCCUCUUCUGCUGGCACAGGACAUCAAAUCUAGUCCAUGAAGCUGACUGCUACUGUUAGUCUGCCAGAGUUCGAAGAUGUCAUACCAACAUCUCUAUGUGUGAUGUGGACGCCUAUGCUUCUCCACCUCUUUGCUCUAUGUAUCUCAGCAGCAAUUCAAGAUUUCAACUCCUCUGAUCUGAGUGAGGGGUCUCUCCAGAUCUACUUGAUAAGCUAGAUACUAAUGAGGACAUUUUGUGUACAGUAUAUUUCUGUGAUUCUUUGAAAGCAGUGAUAUAUUGAAUGGAAGUUGAUAAGUCAGUAGCAUUAUAGAUCUAUAUAGCUGUUUUUGGUGGUAUGAUAGGAUUUUUGAUAAAUGCUGAAUAUGAUAGAUCCCAUAUACCAAAAUUCACCCAGUAAUCGGUAGUACUAGAUUAAUUUUAACAAACUCUUGCCAUUAGUACUGGUAGUUAUUGUCUAGACUGGCCAUGAUAUUGAACAAAGUUCACAUCAUAGGCCCUGAUAAAGCAUAAGUGGUGGCCCUGAUCGUGCGCAUUGCGAUUGUAGGCUCUGAUCAUGCACAAUGAUGAUGGCUCUGAUUGUGCACAUGGUGAUUGCCUUAAUCGCAUACAGAGUGAAGGGCCUGAUCAAACUUUUAAUGAUGAAGAAGAUAGCCCUGUUGGAGUAAAGGUGAUGUCCAAAGUUGUGCAUGUAAUGACCGCCCUUACUGAGCACAUGGUGAUGACCCUGAUCAAAUAAAACUGCAAAGAUAGUAAUAGUUUUGUUGAUAAGUUUGAUCAUUGCUUAAACUUUUUAUUGCAAUUUUAGAAUUAUAGGUUUGUGAAAGAUUCAUACUGCAUACUACAUAAAUAUUUAUGGCAUUCUUGCACUGUUUACAUGUAGUUCACUGUUACAAAUUUUAUAACACAACAUCCACUAGUUCUUGAAGUCGUACAUUUUCUGAAAAGUGUGAACUGGUGACCAAACUACAAUGCCUUGUUUCCCUGUUCUGUGGCCGUCUUUAUACAACGACAUCUACACACACAAUUGCGCACAUUUUAGAAGUAUAUCUUUAAACUACUACACAAUAUUGUUUUGCUGUGAAGGUUAAGAUUGUGCUCUAUUUAAAAUACAUAGUCUUUAUUCUCGACCUAAUGUUUUACAAUUAAUAUAACUAUAAAUCGUAUCGAGACUCUCUGUUUGUAAAAUUUAAAUCUGACCUUACCGACAUCAAGGGUCGUUAUUUCUUUUUGGUCAGAUUUGACAGCAUAUGUCGGUUAACACAGAGGAAAGAGAAACCAGACUUCUUGGUAACAUAAAAUUGUGUCAGUCAUGAGAAUUUACAGGAUUUCUCUCAACUCCAGUGUCAGUUAACGUCAAGUGUUUACGGUAGGACUGUAACGAUUCUUCCGGUUAGAUUUAAAUUCUUUAAAUUGAUAUGUCCUCAUGUUGUAUCAGAUGCUAUUUUACCACAAUUAUUAGGUAUACAAGAGAAUUACAGGGUAGGCCAUUAUGGUGCAUUUAUUUUUACAUUGUGCCAAUAUUGACACAUUUCACUAUUAAACUGUUACAUGUACAUUUAAUUCAAAAGAGACAACAUUCCUUAUAUCAAAUAUCUCUGUUUUCAAAAUCAAUUAUUUAAAGAUUAGUUAUUUUUCAACAUAUUCAAAUCAAUGAAACUGUUUGGCACAAUGGCAGACUCUUGAUGGUGUUAUAACGCUGUUUAAGUGCCCAAUAGGUUAACCCAACCACUGAUUAACUAGGUACACUGACAGAAUUUAAUACAUAAUAUCCCUAUUAGAUACCCAUGUUAUGUGAUUUGGGGGCAUGCAUAAUGUACAAUUGGUAAUAUUUGCUGAGGAUUUAAUUUUUUGUUGUUUUCUACCACCAAAGAUAGCGCGUAUUUAACUACCCAGCUAUUAUUAAGACGAUGAAUUAUAAUCCCCAUGAAUAUAUGUUCACAAACACAAAAAACAUGAACUGCCAAGUAAUGAAGAUGGAACAACAACUAUAUAUAAAACAUCCCCUUUUACUUUAUUUUCCCCCCAAAAAAUUGGACCAUCGAAAUAAAUCACAUUGCCCAAAUACAAAAGUACCCAUGUGAGUGCAAUAUUUUUCCCAAGAUAUGUUGCGCAAAAUUCAAUCCCUGCAAACUAGUGUUCUGAUUGGGACAACUGCAAACUAUUAGCCAAACAAAAUUUAACAACUAUGCAUUACUUCUGGUAAACACCCAUAAUCUGACAAAUGUUUCAAACAUGCAAAAAACGUGCAUAUCUGACGAGCUGGUACUGGUCAGUAGAUUUCCCUAGAUGUGAAAUUUCAGUGAUUUCAGUCCAAACUUGCCUAUUUUAAACCCCCCUGUUCCCUUUAUCUACCUUGUGAGUUAAUUUUGUUUGCUUUCACACUAAAUAUGCAUAUGCCUUUGGUCAAUAUUUCCUUCUCAUACAUCAUUGUGAAAAACAAUAAGAAUUAUGCUCCCUGGCUUUUCCAUGUCCACAAGAUACUGCCAAUAUUAAAAAUAGUUUAAACAGUUUUCUGGUCAAGAAUAUUUCACAGCACAUAUUUAUAGUAAAUUAUAAGCAUUGAUCUACACAUAUUCAUACAUUUUGCAAAUUUUUCAUUUUCAAACCCCAAAUAAAGAUUUAGAAAAUCGCCCUCAAUGCUUAAGUGGACAUUAAUGAUGAUGUCAUUGUCACAACUGCUAAACCUUAUGUUACUGAGAGAGUGUCAAGGACCCCCAUUGUACAUGUGAUCCGAAUAGGCACUGUGUCUUUAGAAAACAUGUUUUUGUUUCCAUUGCAAGUAUAUGUUUUAGCAAAGUGCAAUUGUGUAACUUGUGUUUCUAGUUUAAGUCAGUCAAUGAUCAAACAACCAUCAUUGUCCAGGUCUCCUGUUACAUGUCUGAACGUAGUGUCUGCAGUGUUACCUAGACAUCGUAAAAACAUGCAGUAUUUAUGAUUAUUUUAUGAUUGCCAUUAUUGAUAUUUAUUAUUUUAUGUUUCAUUUUGGAAAAAUGAACAGAAAUUUGUUAAUUAUAGCAACAAAUAAUCCCGAACACUGCUCACCUCUGAUAACUAUCCUGUAUAACACCAAAAUAUCUAAACCUCUCACCAUGAACCUCUUUAUCUCACCUUCAACCCCUCUCAUUCUAACAUCUCACCUUCAACCCCUUUCACCUUCAAUCCGUCUCAUUAUAACCUCUAUCCUUUAACCCUCCUCACCUUUAACCCCUCUCAUUAUAACAUCUCACCUUCAACCCCUCUCAUUAUAACCUCUAUUCUGUAACCCCCCUCACCUUUAACCCCUCUCAUUCUAACCUCUAUUCUUUAACCCUCCUCACCUUUAACCCCUCUCAUUCUAACAUCUCACCUUCAACCCCUCUCAUUCUAACCUCUAUUCUUUAACCCUCCUCACCUUCAACCCCCCUCAUUCUAACCUCUAUUCUUUAACCCUCCUCACCUUUAACCCUUCUCAUUCUAACAUCUCACCUUCAACCCCUCUCAUUCUAACCUCUAUUCUUUAACCCUCCUCACCUUAAACCCUUCUCACCUUCAACCCCUGUCAUUCUAACCUCUAUCCUUUAACCCUUCUCACCUUCAACCCCUCUCAUUCUAACCUCUCUCUUUAACCCCCUUUACUUUUAACCCCCUGCCAUCUUCAAUCCCUCUCAACUUUAACGCCCUCUUACCUGCAGCCUUUCAUGUUUAACAUAAACCUCUUGCACCUAUAUCAUUUAAACUUCCUAGCCAACAGUAGUAGCUGCUUAAAAUAUUUAAGCAAAUUACUCUAUUAUAUUUACCAGGUACAAUAUCAUAUGUUUGUUGAUUUAACAUAAGAUAAAGUGCCAAUUAAUGCUGGAGUAAGCAUGAGGUUUAUUUUUAAUCAAUUUUCAUGGAAUUUCUUUAACGAACUAUUAAAAGACAAUACUUCAUGAUUGUUUCCUAUUUGGACAGAUGAGAAAAUACAAUGCAAGAUUGACUUUUAAAAUACUGAGACCUGUGUUUGACUCUUGAUCUCAUGUAUAACAAUGCUGUUAAAGAUAAACCAAAGAUAAUUGGUCUCGCAUUCAUCUUGACACUUGCCAUUACUGUUCUCGGUGCCAUCACAACUGUUAUUGUCUAUUCUCUGGCAUUAUGGUAGAUCUUAGAAGCUGUAGUAUUACUGUAUGACUCUUGUAGUUGAAAGGUUCCAUUUUGUUCCAACUGACUGAUUUAAGUUCAAAUUAUCAUAAACCUAGUCUGCAUAAUAAACAGAGACCACCGUAAACAGUAGUUCUGUAUCAUUAACAGUUGCUAGAUGGUUGACCAUCAGGAAUAUGGUCUGUCAGUAAGUGUACAUUUACACACUGACCAGUAUAGUUUGAGUUGGAUACGUGAAGUAUGUGUGUUGAGAAGUUUGUGAGAGAGUUACGUUUAGUCCAUUGUACAUACAAUUAUUUAUGUAUACAUACAUUAUUUAGUUACUUAUAUCUCCGUAUUUAUCAUGUGUUCUAACUUGUUUUAGUUAAGGUAGGUCUUGGCAGUGUUGUGGUUUCUGUGUAUGCAUUGAAAAAUUAAACCUUGUUGUAUAAACUGUUA
This is a messenger RNA of Mizuhopecten yessoensis (Yesso scallop), 6837 nucleotides long. RefSeq names its product TBC1 domain family member 15-like. The record is from RefSeq and is a predicted model, not a curated record. Gene Ontology annotation, biological process: activation of GTPase activity. The transcript is spliced from 16 exons. Gene Ontology annotation, molecular function: GTPase activator activity. The coding region runs from base 25 to 2079 and encodes 684 amino acids. NCBI's taxonomy places the organism in Eukaryota, Metazoa, Mollusca, Bivalvia, Pectinida, Pectinidae.